UGUGAGUGUGUGUGUGUGUGUGUGUGUGAAUAUAUAUAUAUCUGUAGAGGUCUGUCAUUAAGUACAUUCUGGUAGAAGCAUUGAAAGGAAGGAAGGAAGACCAGGUUAAAGGGGACCAGCUCUGAGAUCACCAUGCAUGGAAUUACUCCUGUUCUGAUCCUGGUGGUGUUGAGUUUAAGCUGGUCAGACGCUCACCGGAGGCAGAAGCGAGCCUGGAUCAUCGACUCCUUUAGUAUCGUGGAGGAGCAGCCAGGCCCAUACCCAUAUGCACUGGGACGGAUUCACGUGGAUCGUACAUACAGAGUGGAAUUUAAUCUCCAAGGCAGCGGCGUUGAUCAAGAUCCAGUAGGCCUUCUGACCAUGGACCCCGAGACUGGCAUGGUGAUGGUUAAUGGGAAAAUCGACUACGAGCAGUAUAAACUCCUGAAGUUAUCAUUUGUAGCAAAGAAUUCAUCAAACAACAAAAUCGACACCCAACUUGGAGUUGAGAUUAAAGUUCUGGACAUAAACGACCACGCCCCUCGCUUUCAAAAGGAAGUCUAUGAGACAACGAUAUCAGAGUCAGCAACACAGGGAACCUAUGUGAUUACUGUGCUUGCACGAGAUGAUGAUGAACCUGGCACAGUCAAUUCAACCUUUGACUAUAGAAUCACAGCUGUAAAACCAAAUACGCCAAAUGUUGAGUUCUUCAUGAACGAAAAUGGAGCAAUAUCGUUUAAAGGAUGCUUGGACUAUGAAGUAGCACCAGAAUACAUCAUUUCAGUCGAGGCAAAAGACCACGGCCCUGUGAGCCUGUCUGGCUCUACAACGGUCAUAGUCCAUGUUGCCGAUGGCAAUAAUCACCUGCCCGUCAUCACCGGCCACUCUGGAACUGGCCUGGUGAAAGAGGGAGAGAUUGGGAUCUCUCCUAUUCACAUCCAUGUCACUGACAAAGACACCCAGGACAGUCCAGGGUGGAGAGUUAGAUACAUGCUACAAGGGGAGAUGAGUGAGUUUUUCCGGGUCGACACAAACCCAGAAACCAACGAUGGCAUUCUGACACUACUCAAGCCUCUAGACUUUGAAGGCGGUGCAAAGAGGACCAUCGCUGUUUCUGUGAAGAAUGAGGAAGAAUACUUUUCCUGCACAGUGGAAGAGAAGACGACGGUUGGACUCUGGAAAGUGGACACCAGUCUGGAAACGCAAUCAAUGACAAACACCUACUCCCGCCAAGAGUUCACCGUUACGGUGGAGGAUGUCAAUGAUCCACCCAUAUUCCUCAUUCCAGAAAAAGAUGCUGUGGUCACAGAAAACGAAGGCAUCGGGCAGCUAGUUGAACAAUUCACUGCGGUUGAUCCUGACACGACCUUCACAAGUGACUUUGAGUACAGGAUAGGACAUGACCCAGCAAACUGGGUGAGAGUUGAUUCACAAAAUGGACAGAUAUUCUUAGCAGACACACCUGACAGAGAGUCCUUGCAUGUUGUUAACAACAUUUACACAGUCACAAUCUUAGCAGUGGAUAAUGGAGAUCCACCCAUGACUGGUACAGCCACUCUUAACAUCAACGUGCAGGACCAGAAUGACAACUCACCCGUACUGAAUGCCACCUCCAUCGGCAUAUGUGCCACAGAGGGAACCACAGAGGCUGAGAUCUCGGCCCAUGACUCGGAUGGGGAUCCGUAUGGAGGACCAUUCACAUUCAAACUUCUUGAGGACCACAAGGGAUGGUCCCUUGACCCUGCGUAUGGCAUGUCUGUAAGUCUGAAGAAAGAGGGUGUAGUGUUUGUUGGUCAGCACACAUUGAUGCUGAAGAUAUCAGACAAGCAGGGCCAGUUCUCCAUUCAGAACAUCUCAGUCACCGUGUGUGACUGCUCCCUCUCAACCAACUGCCUGCUACGCAGGACGAGCGUCCACACCACGGCAGGAGGAGCCGCUGGCAUCAUAUUGCUGGCACUGUUCCUACUCCUGGGCAUUUUGCUAAUGGCUCUUUAUAUGUCAUGUGGGACUGAGAAACCAGUGUUUGAUGUUCAACAUGGCCCUGGAGAUUCCUUGCUACCAUCCAACAUUGAAAUGCCAGGCAUUGACUGUGAGCUCCCUAGCAAACUGGAUUUCAGGGAUCAGACACUUAAACAAGAUAAGGGUGCAAUUCAGCACUUCAGUAACAACCAGCAGAUUCUGUACAAGAGUUCCUUUGACAUCUAUGGCGCCACACACAGAUAUCAACACACUGGGGAAUAUAGUAAAAAUCACCAGGUCAAGAGUCUUUAUGGUGCUGGAAGCCUGUAUCAUAGUGUGGAUGCCCUUACGCACAAUGACCAGCUACAGUACUCUCAACACCAAAAUGGAUACUACCUAAGUCAAAAUGUAAACUACCAACAUCAAAAUGAAUACUACCAACAUAAAAAUGAAUACUACCAACAUCAAAAUGGAUACUACCAACAUCAAAAUGGAUACUACAAGGAAAUGAUGACAACACAGAGAAGAGGCAUGACACUAGAAGCGUUCAUCACUGGAGAUCGAGCCGCCUUGAAGUCUCUGCUUGAAACGAGAUUGUCCUCGAUCCAGACACCCAAAGAGGAGCUGUGUGAUUAUGAGCCUCACGAAUACGCUUACGAGGAUGAAUCAGAGACGCUUCCUGAUCUGGACCCCAUUCCCAUCCUAGAACCCAGAUUUGACCCUGACCAGCUGUUGGAUUUGGGCCCAAUCUUUUCCACACUAGCUUCAAUAUGUGAACCUCUGCCAGAGAACAGUUCAUUUGAGGAUUAAUACUCCCACUGUAUGUUUCAUUCCUGAACUGAAGGUCCUACUCAAUCAGUGUGGGUAAACUAAGAGGACACUCUCCUCCAAGAAACCCCACAACAUUGAACAUAAAACCUCAUUAAACAAAUAACCUGCUUAAUAUGAACAACUUGAACAUAUUGGAUAGGCUAAUUCCCUCUCCGGACAAUUGCACUCAUUGAUGCACUAGACUAGGGAUACCUUUUUAAAAUUUAAUUUACUAUAUUUUUCCGCUUUCUAUUUUCUUCACUCUCUCUAUCUUUUAAAUUUGCCUAGAAUUGUUGUGAGAAUUGCUUUAAAAAGCUUAAAAUGUUUACCAUGUUGUAAGUCACUUUGGUUAAAAAGCGCAGCCAAAUGUAAUGUAAUGUAUGUUUGUAGCCUAAUUGAUAUGUGCCCUCAGGACUGGGGUUUUAUCCCUAAAACCCCACAAACUUAAACUAACUUCAGGUUUUAGUGUCAUUUCUUGGAUUGUGUGUGUGUGUGUGUGUGUGUGUGUGUGUGUGUAUUUUUAGUGUAUGAGGGUAAAAUGGUUGGUGUUGCCCUUUGUGCCUGGAAAUGUGCUGUGUAGGCUAUAAAUAACCUUUACUUACCCUACAAGUCUCACACAGACACAGUCAAUAAUAGAUUGCAUUGCUGUUGUACCUUUUGGUCUGAAGAUGCGGCGGUAGAUCCUGAUUCCUGGUAGGCCUAUAGGCGUAUUUGGGAAAUGUCUCAGAGGACAGUCAUUUCCAGUAACAUUAGGCUACAUUUAUCAGACACAAUGAGCCUAUAGGCAGAUAGCCUAUUGUAUGUUGUCUUAGCCCAGAUUGCCUAAGUUUAGGCCUACUCAUUUUCAUGAUUCGAGUUGCA
This is a messenger RNA of Sardina pilchardus (European sardine), 3609 nucleotides long. RefSeq names its product cadherin 27 (gene cdh27). Bases 133 to 2748 code for a protein of 871 amino acids. Gene Ontology annotation, molecular function: calcium ion binding; cadherin binding. Lineage: Eukaryota; Metazoa; Chordata; Actinopteri; Clupeiformes; Clupeidae. Gene Ontology annotation, biological process: cell-cell adhesion mediated by cadherin; homophilic cell-cell adhesion; calcium-dependent cell-cell adhesion. The transcript has 18 exons. Gene Ontology annotation, cellular component: adherens junction; catenin complex; plasma membrane. The record is from RefSeq and is a predicted model, not a curated record.